GAAGGGUUGCAACAGAGUUCACCUUCCGAACAGUGAGCUCACUUUCAAAGCCUUGAUGUGGAUUGUGGAAAAUUUACAAGGUAUUGUGAUGGAGAAACUAGUGGUAGAAACGAUCAACCUCAGUGAUAAAGAAGAAAAAAAGUUAAAUGAUAAAGCAACUUUUAAUUUAGAGUUUCUUUAGAGAAGCAAUCUAUUUGUAGAUUUCCUUUUUGUACACUGUUACAUAUGAUUCUUAUGUACAUCAAGGCCUGGCGUUGUGCAAAUAUUAAGUAACUUUCUGCAUGAACUAAAUAAGGGUAGGUUGAAUGAGUACUAUAUGUUAAAGGGUAAUAUUUUUUGAAUACACAGAUGCAUCUGUAAUAGAUUUACAAUAGACUUAAUAUUUGCGACUAUUUAUGUAUAUAUGACAAGGUUUACAUGUUGCUAAUAUUGGCCUUUUGAGAUACAGGAAAGCCUCACAUUUGGUGGGAUUGCAUUUGACAACCUUUACAAACUCCUACCAUGCAUCAUAUUUGACAACCAUGUCAUUGCCAGAAUCUCUCUCUCCUCUCCCAUAAACUUAAUUAUUUGCAUUUGGUAACCUUUUUUCAAUAUAAAUCACUUGCCAACUGUGAAGCUUUUCUGUAUUUUAAGUACAUGUACCAUAUUCUCUUAUAGUGAUAGGCUGUGUGAUAUGCAUAUAUAUGUGUAAAUUUAAUUUGUUUUAUAUACCUGGAGAAAAAAAAUAUAUAAUUA
This is a messenger RNA of Penaeus vannamei (Pacific white shrimp), 735 nucleotides long. Lineage: Eukaryota; Metazoa; Arthropoda; Malacostraca; Decapoda; Penaeidae. The record is from RefSeq and is a predicted model, not a curated record.